AUGGAAACGACAAAGAAGGCACCUCAGUCCCCUUCGUUCGCCAGCGAGUGCCGCUUCUGCGGAACCUACAGCAACGUGAUCGUGGACCUGUUCAAAAAUGGACUGGCGCAAAAGGCCGAAAAGAGCUUCUACCUCGCGAUUGAACCAACAGAUUACCUCCCAAAGUUCAUCUGUAAAGAGUGUGAAAGUUCCUUGUGUGCAGCAUACGCCUUCGGAGCGAAAACACGACUCGUGGAAAAAGAACUGAGGCGGAAGUAUUGUCCACCGGUGGAAGAUUACAUGACUGUUGAGUAUCUGGAAGAAGAAACUCCGUUUGAAUACUUGACCUAUGAAUCCGAUCCGGUCGGUUUAGCGUUGGAGAAGCUGAAGACCACGUCGAUUGUGAUCAAAAAGAUUUCGCACCAGGAACACCGAAAGGUUUCACAAUUUGAGCCAGUUGUUGCCGCCGUAGAGGAUCAGAAAGAGUCGAGCCCACAACCUCUGAAAAAGCACAAACGAUACGAAGCUGAAACGGUGAUCAAAUUAAUCGAACCAGUGCCAUGCAUUUGUCUGGGCUGUUCUGGGAGGUUUAGCUGCGUGGAUGAACUUUUGAAGCAUAAAAAUGAAUGUAACCCUAACAGCUACACGUGUUUGAAGUGUAGCUCGGUUUUCGAAAAUCAGCUAGCAUUGAAAAGGCACCAGCAGAAGCAUUACAGUUAUGUCUAUCGAUAUGGGUGCCCUUCGUGCGAUAAAAUCUUUAAGAACUCUUUCGAUUUGGACAACCAUCGGGCGAGGGAUCAUGGCGAAGAGGUCGAAGAGCUGGGGUACGCAUAUCGAUGCUGUAAUCAGGAAUUUCAAACAAGGAAAGCACUGCACGAGCAUGCCGCAUGUCAUAAAGAAGAUCCCGUGUUGUGCGCAGUUUGUGGCAGAAGCUACAAGAACAAGGCAACUCUGAUGUGGCAUCAGAAGAUACACUCCGACUAUCGACCGUGGGUUUGUGAGGUCUGUGGGGUUGGUUUCAGGAAAAGGGCAAACCUAUUUCAGCACAGGCAGCAGCAUACGGGGGUGAAGCUGUUCAAGUGUGACCAGUGUCCGAAGCAGUACGGAAAGAAGGACUCGCUGAAGAAGCACUACCGGAAGUGCCAUUCCACGGAACCGAUUAUGUGGUCCCAAACGGGAGAGAAGCUGGGGCUGACCAGAAAGCGAGUUGCUCAGGAUCAUUCGUAUGAAGGACCACCACCGGUGGUGAAAGAUGCACCAGAAAACGACGACGUUGGAAGGGAGGAAGAGGUAAAUGAUGAAUAG
Molecule: messenger RNA, 1284 nt
Organism: Ochlerotatus camptorhynchus
Lineage: Eukaryota; Metazoa; Arthropoda; Insecta; Diptera; Culicidae
Product: zinc finger protein 208-like
Exons: 2
Coding region: 1-1284 (427 amino acids)
Biological process (GO): regulation of transcription by RNA polymerase II
Cellular component (GO): nucleus
Molecular function (GO): zinc ion binding; DNA-binding transcription factor activity, RNA polymerase II-specific
Source: RefSeq, a predicted model, not a curated record